GAAAAUAAAAGUGCAUUUUCUUGUAAACAAAUUGAAAAUGAUUUUAAAAUUAUUCUUAUUGCUUAACAUCAAUAUACUUCUUGCAAACUCAGCACACACAAAAGAUAAAAAAGAUGCAAAAGAACAACAAAAAGACUCAUCACAAUCUGCAGAAUAUAAUCCAUUUGGGGCACUCGUGAGAUGUAACAUGCUGCCAUUAGAAUUUAUUGAUUGUGAUGCACUAAAAGAUCACAAUGGAAAUAAAACAGCUCAAGAAGAAGCUGGUCAUGGAUGUCUGAAAAUUGGUGGAAUCAGAUGGCAUGAAGUAGAACGAGCUAAAGCAGAAUGCACUGUGCUACCAGAAAUCGAAUGUUAUGGUCCUAGAAACUUUAAACGAGAUGGAUUUCCAUGUGUAAAAUAUGGAGAACAUUACUUUCUCACAACUCUUCUUUAUAGCAUCCUACUAGGAUUCCUUGGAAUGGAUCGUUUUUGCUUAGGACAAACAGGAAUCGCUGUUAUGAAGCUCUUGACUUUAGGAGGACUUGGACUUUGCAUAAAAUAUUUAAUUCAAAUUGAAUUUCCAGUUUGUUCAACUCCUUGUGAUUUGCGUGCAUACCGAACUGGUUUGGUUUGUGUUUGUAACUCAUCUUAUUGUGAUACAUUAGAUGUGAAACUUCCUAAAAUUAAGGGAGAAGUUUUGAUCUUGUCAACAAGUAAAAGUGGUUUGAGAUAUCAUGCGACAAAAAGUCAUUUUGGAAGUGACAGAAUCAAAAUUUUGCAUGGUCCAUAUCAUUACGGAACAUCAGGAAAAUCUAAAAGCUAUCAAAUAAUUGCUCAGUCAAUAUCAAAACUCGAAAAGGCAUACGAAACUUUAACAGAAACGACAGCUUAUAUAAGCACCAAUUAUUCAGCAACAUAUCAGAAAAUCAUUGGAUUUGGCGGAGCUUUUACUGGUUCCGUUUCCUUUAAUUUGAAGCAAUUACAAAGUAAUGAGUUACGUCAUCAUGUUUAUAAGAGUUUCUAUUCGAAACAGAAAGGAAAUGGAUUCAAUUUUAUGAGAUAUCCAAUAGGUGGAUGUGACUUUGAUCUUGAACCGUGGGCCUACAAUGAACAGCCUGAACAUGAUCCAGACCUGUCAAAUUUUAAGCAAUUAGAUCAACGUGAUCUCGAUAAAAUUGAUCAAUUAAAUGAGUUGCGAAGUGUGACCAAUAAUCAUGAUAUAAAGUUUGUCGGAGCUGCAUGGAGUCCGCCUCGUUGGAUGAAGACAAAUAAUGAUUGGACGGGCUUCAGUGCGCUACGAAUAGAAUAUUAUCAGACGUGGGCUGAUUAUCAUGUUAGAUUUCUUGAGUUGAUGCAUGAUAAAAAUAUCUCAUUUUGGGGUAUAUCAACUGGCAAUGAACCAUUAAACGGAGUGCUUUUUCCAAACUUUAUUCAUUUCAUGAGUCUCGGUUGGUUACCUCAAGAUCAAGGUAGAUGGGUCGCUGAUCAUCUAGGACCAACUUUGAAGAAUUCCUUAACUGCAUCCAAAGUUAAAAUCCUUGCUGGUGAUGAUCAACGUUACACUUUUCCCUGGUGGUUUGAAAAAAUGUAUGACGCCAACCCUGAUGUAGCGAAAUAUAUCGACGGAAUGGCAGUUCACUGGUAUGCUGAUAAAUAUGCAGGAAGUAACACUUUGGAUGAUGCAGAGAAAUUAUUUCCCGACAAAUUCUUUCUAUCAACCGAAGCUUGUUCUGGUGAUAAACCAUGGGAGAUACACGAACCAAUUCUCGGACAUUGGCCACGAUGUGAAGAUUACAUUCUUGAUAUAAUUGAAGAUUUGAAUCAUUAUAUGAGUGGAUGGAUUGAUUGGAAUUUAAUUCUCGACCUGGAUGGUGGACCAAAUUAUGUCAUGAACACUCUUGAUGCUCCCAUGAUAGCAAAUGGAAGUGAGAUCUACAAGCAGCCAAUCUUUUAUGGGUUGGGUCACUUCUCAAGGUUUAUAAUUCCCGGUUCGCAAAGAAUAUAUUCGAAAUCAACAAGUCCUUUCAUCAAAUCAACAGCAUUCUUGAGACCUGAUGGACUAACUGCAAUUGUUUUUUAUAACAACGGUGAUCACUACAUUGAUGUGAAUGUUUUGGAUAAGUCUCGGGGAGUUCUCACGAUUAAUGUUCCAGGAAAAUCUGUUCACACAGUCAUUUACAAGUAAAAUAUUUGAGAAAGCAAACUGCCUUCAUUGACAGUAGCUUUGAAAUAAAAUGUAAUUCCAAUAAACACAAAUCAGUAAUAACAUUGAUUGGGUUUGAUGAUAAUCAUGACAGCAAUCAAAUCAAUUCUUUUAUUAAUAUUGAAAUUAUCGAUGAUCUAGGAAGAGAAUAUGAAAUAAAAUAAUUUCAAAUGUGGUGAAAGAAAAAUGAAAAUAAAAAAUUAAAUGAUAUAAAAUUUUAUCACUUAAAUUAAUUUGUAGAUUUUAAAAAUUUGCUGCUCGU
Messenger RNA from Clunio marinus, 2444 nucleotides. The record is from the annotation of a GenBank genome assembly. Lineage: Eukaryota; Metazoa; Arthropoda; Insecta; Diptera; Chironomidae.